This is a messenger RNA of Ficedula albicollis (Collared flycatcher), 3595 nucleotides long. RefSeq names its product bisphosphoglycerate mutase (gene BPGM). Lineage: Eukaryota; Metazoa; Chordata; Aves; Passeriformes; Muscicapidae. Gene Ontology annotation, biological process: glycolytic process. Gene Ontology annotation, molecular function: intramolecular phosphotransferase activity. The record is from RefSeq and is a predicted model, not a curated record. The transcript has 5 exons. Bases 453 to 1232 code for a protein of 259 amino acids.
GGGCGGCCAUGGGGGAACAGUUCGUGAGGGAGCGGGUCCGAACGCUCCCCCAGAGAAGGGUGAAGUUCCUUAGUGAAAGGUGAGGGCCUGAGCUCGCCUGUGCCCCGUGCCCGCUGGGAUUCCGGCACGGAUCAGCCUCUGCAGCGCCCUGUCCGCCUGUGUCUGGCUUGUGCCAUGUCCCCGGCUGUUCUGACACCCUCUGUGUUCCCUGAGAGAGACACAAACGUGGGACAAACAGUUUCACUUUGCGAUUUUCCCUCCAAGUAAUGCAGUUGGAGAGAGAGACAGAGAAGGAAAAAAAAAGGUAACCAGCCAAGAGUGUGCGGUGGCCUCUGUAUAAAGCAGCUCUUCAGCCUCUGCUGGGAUUUGUGUAGGUUGUUCCUUUGCCAUAGGAAAGAUUUAUCAUUAUUAAAUGCCAGACCAGCUGCCAUCUGUGCUAAGCUGCAACCAAAAUGGCAAAGUACAGGCUCGUUCUCCUAAGACAUGGGGAAGGAGCCUGGACCAAGGAGAAUCGCUUCUGCAGCUGGGUGGACCAGAAGCUGAGCAGUGAUGGGAUCAAGGAAGCUCAGAACUGUGGCAAACACCUCAAAGCGCUGGGCUUCGAGUUUGACCUGGUCUUCACCUCCGUGCUGAGCCGCUCCAUCCAGACUGCCUGGCUGAUCCUGCAGGAGAUGGGCCAGGAGUGGGUCCCCAUCCAGAGCUCCUGGAGGCUGAACGAGCGUCACUAUGGGGCACUGAUCGGACUCAACAGAGCAGAGAUGGCUCUGAAUCACGGCGAGGAGCAAGUGAAAAUCUGGAGGAGGAGCUAUGAUGUCACCCCGCCUCCCAUCUCGGAGUCGCACCCCUAUUACGCAGAGAUCUACAACGACCGCCGCUAUAAAUGCAGUGAUGUCCCUCAGGAGAGCCUCCCAAAGGCUGAAAGUCUCAAAGAUGUGCUUGACAGACUCCUUCCCUAUUGGAAUGAAAAGAUAGUGCCAGAACUGAAAAGUGGCAAAAUGAUUCUUAUCUCUGCUCAUGGCAACAGCAGCAGGGCCUUGCUGAAGCACGUGGAAGGCAUCUCUGAUGAGGACAUCAUCAAUGUCACCCUCCCCACUGGUGUGCCCAUACUCCUUGAACUGGAUGAGAAUUUGCACCCCCUGGGCCCUCACCAGUUUCUGGGUGAUCAAGAAGCUAUCCAAGCUGCCAUCAAAAAAGUGGAAGAUCAAGGGAAAGUAAAAUCUGCUGAGAAGUAAAAUCCCUCUGUCUAUCACAGCUGUGUUCAGUGUGGUAGUAGGUGACAGUGUGUGUAUGAUUGCUAGGUUGCACUGUGUGGAUGUCUCAAUUUCAAGCACUAAAUAAUUGCAAGGGACAAUUGUUAAAUCUCAGGUUGGUAGUUUAACCCUCUGCCUUUUCAAAAACUGGAAUUUAGUUUGCAGCUAAGGUUUUCAAUACUGGAAGGGAUGAUUCAGGUAAUGGGAACUUGCAUUGGGAUCUGUCCCAGAUCCACCACUGAGGAUGGCCCAGUAGAGAAAUAAAGGGAUGUGCUAUUGGUAUCUACCAACAAUCAGUCCUAAUCUGUGAAGGAGAAAAGCACCAGCUUACUGGACUAAUUUAAGUGCAGGAUGUUAUAGGCACCAAAACUGUCACUAAUAAAAUGGAACCAGAUAACACUGUUGAUCACCAUGAUUUUUCUGUGUCAUAAUAGCCUUGUCAAUUUGUUUUUGAUGGAUUUCCUUCAGUCUUUCAGAAUACUUUCAGCUGGACAACUCUCUGCCUUGGUUAUUUUGAGUCUUCUGUGGCCAGUUCAUGGUCCAGAGACUUUUGUAGAGAUGUUCUGACUACUCGAGUUACAGUAGUUGUCUUUUAUUACACUGUAUUCAGUUUUUAAGGAAUCCAAAUAAAAUCCUUUUUCCUCCACCAUAUUUGCAAAGCCUAGCAUCACUGCAUUUUGCUGGCUUGCAGUUAUAGGAUUUAAUACUUUAAUCCACAAACACCUGAGCUUCUGAUUCUGACCUUGGAUAUCAACGUAGGUGACACCUGUGUGUGUGCUGCUUGAGCUGAGUGUGUUCUCAGCAUGGCCCGGCUACAAAUCUCCAUGUUGAUAGGAAUUUCCUUGAUAUGAUGAUAAAGUUUUGAAAUCCUAGAGGAGGAUUUGUAAGAGUGAGAGGAUGUUUUUUUCUUUUGAUGAGAGCAGUGUGACUGUGGUGUGCCUCUGACAGUCUUGCUGAUGUGUGGAGCAAGACUUUGCAGGUCUGAUGCCAGCUCACAUUAGAGUAGCACAUACUCCUUAAAAAACUUCUUGCUAGAAGGUAGUUUCUGAUGCAUGAAUGCUACUUGGGCUUCUCUUUGGUUUUGUUUCUGUAGCCCUUGCAGUAGUAAUAAAGUUACAUGUUUCUCUUUUGAACAUAAAGCUGGUAGGUUUCCUCUUUCUUUAUACAAGAGAGAUAUUUCAGUGUUUUUUUGGUUGUUUGUUGGGGUUUUUUUUCCCCUGGGAAAUGCUCUUAGCAGCUUCUCUGCUACUUGAUUUGAUACUGACAUAGUUUCUGGGGUUUUAGUUUCUGUGCUUAGAGUAACUCUGAAUCUUAGUUGAUAGUUUACAAGUGAGUGUUACAGUGUUAGAUUGCUGGUCAGCAAAUGUUCACCUGUGAAAGCCCUGAGAAGGGUCACUGGCACUCAAGUGAAUCAAGUCUUCCCCAAAUAUAAAAUAAUGUGUGAAGCUUAAUAUCAAGUAUAUGUUACUGUAGGUGUGUAAACAAGACUAGCAGAGCCACCUGUUGCCAGUGGGAACUGUGGGCACACAGGCCAUGUCCUCAUCCCUUUGACAUUGUGGAAUUGCAAUGCAGAACUUCUUCAGGAUGUGACACACAGCUGGAAUAAACUUGGAAAGGAAUCCAGCUGAGCUGGGAGACAGGCUCUCUCUCCUUGUCUCAGAGGAUCCAUGGUCUCUUCUGUGGAUGGAGGGUGGGAUGGGAAGGUGGAUGAGGGAAUUUAGAGAGCAUUAAUUGCAGCUGAAUGGAUGAAACUGACUGAAAUCAUCCUUAGAGUCAUGGACAGGAAGAAGAGAACAGCAGUGUGAUGUUUUCAGGAGGUGCUGUUUGUACAGUGAUGCUUGAGAUGUGAACAGUGACAGUGCUCUGGCAAGUGUGACUUUGCUUGCUUGGAUUGUGGCUUCAGAGUGAUGACAGGAUUUUAUGUGCACAUCUGGCAGCAGUAACACCAUGCAAAAGUAUCAAAUGGAACCAACUGGGAUUUCACUGUGCUCUUUAAGCUUGCAAUUUUGAGUAACCUUUUAAUUGAAGUCCUGAUUCAUAAACCAUGUCUAUUGAAGAAUAGAAACCAAGUUCCAUCAACAGUGGCAUAAGGAUUCCUGAUCUUCAGGCAUAGCCAUAUCAGAGGGAGAAGUGAGAAUGUUGCUUUAGAGAUCAGUGGUUGGGAAGCAUUUUUCCCUGUGUUUGACUGUGCCUCAAAUUCCUAUAAGGUAAAUGGUGUUUUUACAGUUAACAUAAAAGAUGUGGUUGAUUUGGUUUGUUUAUGCAUUUUUAACAUGUGGUUCAGUAGCAGUAAUAGCUCUAGAUCAUCUUGAAAACCUUUGUAAAUAUGGUGGAGCUGGCAGGUU